UCGCGAGAAGUGGCUGAGGGGGCGGCCGCCGGUGCGUCUGGCCUCCGGUUCCCCGCCCCCGCCUCCGCCGCAGCCCCCGCCUCCGCCUCCCCGUCCCCGGCGCCGCCGCCGCCCUCCCCGCCCGCCUGGUCUCCCGAGCGGCCGUGGGGACCGCGAAGCGCGGGCGGCGGGAUCUGCACGAAAUAAAUCAGAAUGAGUUACGCAGAAAAACCCGAUGAAAUCACAAAAGAUGAGUGGAUGGAAAAACUCAAUAACUUACAUGUGCAGCGAGCAGACAUGAACCGUCUCAUCAUGAACUACCUGGUCACAGAGGGCUUUAAGGAGGCAGCAGAAAAGUUUCGAAUGGAAUCCGGGAUCGAACCUAGUGUGGAUCUAGAAACACUUGACGAGCGAAUCAAAAUCCGUGAGAUGAUCCUGAAAGGCCAGAUUCAGGAGGCUAUUGCGUUGAUCAACAGCCUCCAUCCAGAACUCCUGGACACGAACCGGUAUCUGUACUUCCACCUGCAACAACAGCACCUGAUCGAGCUGAUCCGCCAGCGUGAGACAGAGGCGGCGCUGGAGUUCGCCCAGACCCAGUUGGCGGAGCAAGGCGAGGAGAGCAGAGAGUGCCUGACAGAAAUGGAGCGCACGCUGGCCCUGCUGGCCUUCGAUAACCCUGAAGAGUCACCCUUCGGAGACCUCCUGAAUAUGAUGCAGAGACAGAAGGUGUGGAGUGAAGUUAACCAGGCUGUUCUAGAUUAUGAAAAUCGUGAGUCAACACCCAAGCUGGCAAAAUUACUGAAACUACUCCUUUGGGCUCAGAAUGAGCUGGACCAGAAGAAAGUAAAAUAUCCCAAAAUGACAGACCUCAGCAAAGGUGUGAUUGAGGAGCCCAAGUAGAGUCUGUGUGGUGGACGCCGCGCCUCACCCAGCGGGCUCGUUGGCCCGUCUGCGACUAAAAGAUUUUUACUGCAGUAGAGAACUCUUUCCUCCUCUUACUUUUUUUUGACCCAGCAUCUUUUUUAAAGGGAAAAAUGGCCUUUUGAAGCGCUGGAAGACUCGCAGUGGAAGACACUGUCUCUGGCAGUCUGAUCCGCCUCUGCCUGCGGCGUGUCUAGAGGUGCCAGUGGCUGGCACUGUGCUCCUGGCACGGUGUGGUGGCUGCUGAAGGGUUCCUUUGCGUCGAGAGCUGAGUUCCUGGGGACUGCGGCUACACUCGGGCUCCACCAAGUACAUGAGCAGCACUGGCAGUCCCUCUGCUCUCUGCGGGCACGUGGGCAACAGCACGUGUCCUCACUUCUCUGAGUCUCCUCAGGCCCUCACGCGGGAGUUUCUCCUUACCCCCUUGGUUUUUGCUUUUUCAUAGGAAAGACUAUAUAAAUUUGUAAAUCCUAAUUCAAACACUUGUUUUGUGUGAUGGUAUUGAGUUUGAUGUGUUUUCCCUUUUGGUCUGCGUUGUGUGGCUUUUGGGGAGAUGUGUGUGUGAGGGGCGGGCUGUGUGUUUUUUAAUUUUUUAAAUAUAUAUUUUGGUGCUGUACAUGGUGAGAGACUUUCCUAGUGGAUCAAUGAACCAUCUCUUCUAGGCAGUUUUGAUGAAAAUAAAGGUUUCUCUUUGAUUUCAAGAAUGACCAAAAUGGCCUC
Molecule: messenger RNA, 1620 nt
Organism: Ceratotherium simum simum (southern white rhinoceros)
Lineage: Eukaryota; Metazoa; Chordata; Mammalia; Perissodactyla; Rhinocerotidae
Gene: GID8
Product: GID complex subunit 8 homolog
Molecular function (GO): protein binding
Source: RefSeq, a predicted model, not a curated record